UCCUGCUGCGCGGCUUUCUGGCUCUCUGCUGUCCCCAAAGCUGUUCUGUUUCCAACUCCGAGACCGCCCCUGGUGGGAGGCUCUGUGGCUAGGCAGGUAUCCCAGCCUGGAAAGCCUAGAGCUUGUAAGGCCCAGCUAAUGGUUGCUUUGGUUACGACGAACCUGGCUGCGUCUCGGUGCCGCGCCGCGAGGUUGGAAGACUGGAGGCGGCGUCCCUGUGAGCGACUCAGGCCGCACCCUCUCGGUGCUGGUGGCCUGCAGCGAUGGCUGUCAGCUUCCACACCGCUGCGUGCUGGGAUAUUUUCUAGAGCAUGCAAGGGUGAUGAAGACUGACAGAGUCUGUGACCACAGAGGAUAACAGGCAACUCUCAGAGGAGGAUCAACAUAAAAAGUUGUGAACUCCAUGAUAACAACACCCUGAUUUUCCCUUUCCACCUCAUCAUCUUGGAGAAUCAUUAUCAACCUCCAACUGCCCCAGUAUUUCAGUAGAGCCAAGUCUAGACCUUCCUAAGAAUUUUUCUUCCAAUUCUGUGGAAUGUAACCCAGGGAUUAUUGUCAUUCAAGGACGUGUCCCUGGAGUUCUCCUGGGAAGAGUGGCAGCUACUGGAUUCAGCACAGAGGCACUUGUACAGGGAGGUGACCCUGGAAAACUACAACAAUUUGUUAUCAGUGGGGUAUCAUGGUAAUAAACCUGAUUUAAUCUUCAAGAUGGAGCAAGGAGAAGAGCCAUGGAUAAUAAAUGCCAAAAUGUCCACUCAGAGGUGUGCAGGUUGGGAAGAAUGGUACCAGAAAAAUCAAGAUGAACUUGAAAGUGUUAAGAGAAGCUAUGCAUGCAAUGUGCUUGGAAAACUUCAUCUAAGCAAAACCCCUGUUUCUUCUGGACAGAGGCUCUAUAGGUAUCAUGCACAUGUGAGAAGCUUGAUGAAAAACUCAGGUUUUAGCAGAAGUUAUAUAAGAAAGAAUCCUGAUAAAUUUCAUGGUUAUGAGGAAUCAUAUUUCCUUAAACAUCAAAGAGCUCACCACAUAGAAAAAAACUGUGUGUGUAAUGAAUGUGGGAAAGCUUUUCGUUGUAAGUCACAGCUCAUCGUCCAUCUCCGUAUCCAUACAGGGGAGAGGCCUUACGCAUGUACUAAAUGUGACAGAGCUUUCAGUGCUAAGUCAAACCUUAAUGCCCACCAGAGAGUUCACACAGGGGAGAAGCCCUAUACAUGCAGUGAAUGCGGGAAAGUCUUCUCUUUCAGGUCACAGCUCAUUGUCCACCAGGAAGUCCACAAUGGAGGGAAACCCUACGGAUGCAGUGAGUGCGGCAAGGCCUACAGUUGGAAGUCUCAGCUUGUUUUACACCAGAGAAGUCACACAGGCAUGAAGCCUUAUGAAUGUGGUGAAUGUGGGAAAGCCUUUAGCUUGAAGUCCCCAUUUGUUGUACACCAGAGAACUCACACUGGAGUGAAACCACAUAAGUGCAAUGAGUGUGGGAAGUCCUUUAGAAGCAAGUCCUACCUCCUGGUUCAUGUCCGAAUGCACACAGGAGAGAAGCCCUACCAGUGCGGGGACUGUGGGAAAGCCUUCAACAUGAAGACACAGCUUGUGGUGCAUCAGGGUGUCCAUACGGGAAACAAUCCUUAUCAGUGCAGUGAGUGUGGGAAAGCUUUUGGGAGGAAGGAGCAGCUCUCUGCUCACCUUCGAGCCCAUGCAGGAGAGAAGCCCUAUGGGUGCAGUGAGUGUGGGAAGGCCUUCAGCAGCAAGUCCUACCUCGUUAUUCACAGGCGGACGCACACGGGGGAGAGGCCCUAUGAGUGCAGCUUGUGUGAACGAGCCUUCUGUGGGAAGUCACAGCUGAUCAUCCACCAGAGAACCCACUCAACAGAGAAGCCCUAUGAGUGCAGUGAAUGUGAGAAGGCCUAUCCAAGGAAGGCAUCCCUUCAGAUUCAUCAGAAAACCCAUUCAGGAGAGAAACCUUUCAAGUGCAGUGAGUGUGGGAAAGCUUUUACUCAGAAAUCCUCCCUCAGUGAACACCAGAGAGUGCAUACAGGAGAGAAGCCAUGGAAGUGCUUUGAGUGUGGAAAGUCUUUCUGCUGGAACUCAGGGCUUCGCAUCCACAGAAAAACUCACAAUGGUGAGAUGCGAGUGAUGAAGUGAGCGUUGGAAGCCUUCUCACAGGAGUGGGCAUCCCAGAGGCCUCAGAGGCUGCACAGGCACAGGCAGGAUGUGCUAAAAAUAGACAAAAAACCAAGGGGAGAGAGCAGUCCUUUGGGAUGAGUGUGUGAACAGUGCCAGAGGCCAGGCACGCAAACUUUCGCAGAGAGGAGAAUGACAAAUGAGAAGUGAAUGCACCGAGCGGAGGUGUCCUUGUGAAGACUGGGUGCUCAUGCUGAGGUUUCCCAAAUCCGGAAGCAUUUCCUGUGGAAAGAAUGUUUCGUGGAAAGCCACAUUCCAGAUUUGAAACUUUUUAUUUAUAAAAUGGUGUAAAAAUCUCAGAUAUGAUGAACAAUUGACUUUUCUAUGAUGUAUGAGUUUUUUGUUUAAAUAUGUAAAUAAAACCACAAGGAACUCA
Cavia porcellus (domestic guinea pig) is the source of this 2554-nucleotide messenger RNA. RefSeq names its product zinc finger protein 26 (gene Znf26). The transcript has 6 exons. Gene Ontology annotation, biological process: regulation of DNA-templated transcription. The record is from RefSeq and is a predicted model, not a curated record. NCBI's taxonomy places the organism in Eukaryota, Metazoa, Chordata, Mammalia, Rodentia, Caviidae. The coding region runs from base 709 to 2139 and encodes 476 amino acids.